GCAUCCUCAGUCAGACAGGAAUGUCCUCUUUCGUUUCUCCCCUCUAUUUCUCUUCGCAUUCUUGUUCUUGGUACAUGUUGUUUCUGCAUACUACGACAUCGACGACGCGGAUGACUCGACCAUCAGGUAUUCCUGGAAGCCUGGAGGACCCGCCUGGGGUCCCUUCGCUAGCAAUGGACAGUCGCUGAGCAUUCAUAUGCCCGACGGCGCCAUGAUGCCUAUCAAUGCGUCGGAGUGCUUCGACCAGACCUAUACUUAUGCAGCUUGCACAGCGAGCGACGAAUGCACCAUGGAGUUUACAUUCGAUGGGUCUGGUGUCGCCAUUUACGUGCUGCAAGCAGGUCCGCAAGGCAUGAGCGCGAGCGUGUCAAUUGACAGUGGCAACCUUCUGACGAACACAUUGAAUGCACCCCCACCACCUAGCUACUACAAGUCUCGGGUGCAGCUAUUCAACAUUCAAUCUCUCGCUUCUGGGAGCCAUACUCUCACAAUGAAUGUUCUGGAUUGGAAUGGAGGAUUCAGCGGAAUGAUGUUCGAUUAUGCAGAGAUCAACCAGACAAUGGUCGUGCCAGUUACUUCGACGCUUCCGACGUAUACCGCCUCCCCAACAGUACCAAUUAGCUCACAGUCGCCAGGGUUUAUACUGACCUCAACAGUGACCUUGUCUCCUUCAGCCGCUGGUAUCUCCACAGCUGUGAGCACCGCGUCUACAUCUCAGAGGGCUGUGAACAUAGGGCCUAUCGUCGGGGGUGCUAUUGGAGGUACUGCUCUCGUGGUCGUUACAGCUGCAUUUGCGGCGCUGUUAAGGUAUCGGCAGCGCUGGCUUGUUCGACGUUCGCCUCUCAUGGCAAAGGCGUGGCCGAACACUAUGCCUCCUCGUCUCUUUCAGGGAGAAUUGGACAGCAGCACUGACUCCCAUGUCCAAACCGCAUUGAUCGCGCUCCCUCUCAACGCAGCAGCCCGAGUUUCAACUUCUUUCUCGGCGAUCACGUCCCCCGCUCCACCGUAUCCUGGAAGAUCAGAUGCAGCAUGCACGGCUAGUGACAACUGCUUGAUGCAGUUUACUUUCAAUGGGUCAGGCGUCGCCAUCUACGUGCUGCAAGCGGGUCCUCAAGGUAUGACUGCAAACGUGGCCAUCGACGGGAACAAUAUGCAGAGCAACACUUUAGCAGCCCCACCUGCACCGAACUACUACAAGUCACGCAUUCAGCUAUUUAAUAUCCAGUCACUUCCAUCAGGGAGCCACGAUCUUACGAUGACGGUUCUGGAUUGGGAAGGAGGGUUUAGUGGGAUGAUGUUUGACUACGCAAGUAUCAACACGACGCUUGUAGAGGAACCCCCCGUUGUAACACCUUCGCCAACAACAAGCUCGACAAACUCGCCUUUGCCACAAACCACGACGUCAUCGCCAACAUCUAUAACUUCAAGUUCGUCGUCGUCGUCUUCAUCCUCCUCCUCAAGUAACCCUACCCCACCCGCCAUCAUUUCCACCUCACCAAACGGGGUUGGGAACAAUUCUGCGCCUAGCAGCGCCUCCGCAAGCGCGGCUUCAAGUCCGAGUUCAACAGUGCAACCGACCCAGAAAUCAGACAACCUCGGGGCCAUAGUCGGAGGAGCUCUUGGAGGGGCCGCCAUCCUCUCUGCCUCGAUUAUCGCCUUUCUCUGGUGUCGCCAACGCCGGAGGUACCGGCCCGUCUCUCCUCCUAUGACAGAAGCUCGGUCAACGACGACGUCCUUCCCUCAUAUAACUCUCACUCAAGGAGACCCUUUCGCAUCACACGUUGAAUAUCCCGUCUCAGGCUAUUACAAUCACCCAGAGCGUUUCAACGGAUCUCCAGCUGGUCAAACGGUGUCGAUGAUUGCGUCUCCGGCUCCCACAUACCCCGGCUUGCCUCCUAUGGCAUUGGCAAAUAUGGCUAACAACGACCCGUUCUCGGAUGCCGAGCAUGCUGCGCCGUCACCUAAUCUCUCCGGUUAUUUUGCAGACGGGCAGUCGCAAGCACCUCAAAGGUCCAUCGGAGAAGGCGAACGCGUGUCACAGCCCAUGAGUGAGCUCUCGUCCUUCGCGGAUCUACUGUCUCCGCCGCAGCGCGUGGCUGCUGCAGAAGCGUUAGGUCACCCUGACCCUAGCAUUGCUAAGACGGAUCAAGCGGGCACGUCACCGGCGUUGAGACCGUUGCCCAUGCUUCCCGAACCGAACGCAAACCCGCCGCCUCUUUCUAGGGAGCAGACGGGACUCAUUGACAGGUUGCACAGGAGCAACAUUCCCGAUGCUAUCAUCGCUCAAGUAGUCGAGCGGAUGCUGACUAGCCGUCCGCUCCGACGACCUGAAUUUACCGCAGGUAAUGCGAAUACCGGAAUUUCAAGAGCGGCUACUAUGAGGACGUUGCCACCUAGCUACGAUGUCGCGCGAUCAUCUUGAAGUCUCGACUGUCUAUUUAAGAUUGGAUAACUUUUGUUUGAAUUAUGCUAACUAUUUGGGCCGUACACGUCUGUGCGCCAGAGUUUUUGGCCUUCGCAUCUUUGGUUUUGGAGCUGUGCAUCAUGAUGAACAAUUCUUGCGCAUUGAGCCCGGGGCUCUGAGAGAGUAAGCGGGCGGGUGUUCGGCCUCUGAUAUGAUAAUUUGUAGAAUAUCAC
Messenger RNA from Coniophora puteana RWD-64-598 SS2, 2637 nucleotides. RefSeq lists its product as uncharacterized. Bases 197 to 2422 code for a protein of 741 amino acids. The transcript has 8 exons. The record is from RefSeq and is a predicted model, not a curated record. NCBI's taxonomy places the organism in Eukaryota, Fungi, Basidiomycota, Agaricomycetes, Boletales, Coniophoraceae.